Messenger RNA from Morchella sextelata, 273 nucleotides. RefSeq lists its product as uncharacterized. The coding region runs from base 1 to 273 and encodes 90 amino acids. Lineage: Eukaryota; Fungi; Ascomycota; Pezizomycetes; Pezizales; Morchellaceae. The transcript has 6 exons. The record is from RefSeq and is a predicted model, not a curated record.
AUGAAGUUACCCACCGAAAAGAUUCAGGCGAUUAAUUGGCGCCUGCGGGAAAGAUUUUGGUGGCAAGUGCUAGGAAGUGGUACCUACGUACUGGUACAUAUGUGUAUUUGCAUAGCAUGUAUCGGGAGUAAACCGACUAGACAUAAGCAUCGUCGAACAGGAAAUAUCGGUACAUACUUUCUAUGCGGUAGAGCAGACAUGAUUCUCGGCAAGGUAUUGUCGUUUGAGAAGAGAAAGCGCAUCGGUAACACUGCCAGUGGCAUAUAUGCAUAG